AGAACUUGAAGGACAAUUCAUUACUCACUCAAGUGCCCCAUUACUUCUAUCCUAGACAGUAUUUAGUAGCCAGUUUUAACUAAAUAUAUUGUUUGACCCGUCGAAGUCCCAGCAUCAGAAACAAUGGGAAGGACCCUAACAUACCCAAAGCGGCCGUCGAACACGGUCAACCGUUACAAACAUCGAGCAACUUAUGACCUGGGUGCCAUUCAUGAAAUUAUCAACUCCACCCAAGUUCUCCAUGUUUCCUUCAGCCCCGGACCAUCGGAGCCAUUCCCGGCCAUCUUGCCUAUGAUCGGACAGAUGGGAUCAUUCGACUAUCCUUCAGCUAGCAUCGACGAGCCCCUUGAUUGUUAUCUUCAUGGCUAUGUCAGCUCCCGCAUCAUGAACCUGGCUCGAGAUGCUGAAGGAGAAGGACUACCCAUCUGCGUGGCUGCUAGCAAGGUAGACGGGCUGGUUUUGUCUCUGACACCGAACUCCCACAGCUACAACUAUCGAUCUGCAAUUCUUCAGGGCUAUGCUAAGCUAGUGACUGACGAAGCCGAGAAGCUCUACGCCAUGGAGCUGAUCACUAAUUCGGUGCUUUCGGACCGCUGGGCGCAUACGCGCGUCCCACCAGACCGUGCUGAAAUGUCUUCGACCGUCAUCCUUAAGGUCAAAAUCAUGAGCGGCAGUGGUAAGAUUCGAGAUGGCAGUGUCUCGGAUGAAAAGAAAGAUACAGGCAGUGAAGAGGUCACGAAUCGUGUUUGGACUGGUGUUGUUCCCGUCUGGGAGACAUUUGGUGAGCCUGUUCCUAGUACCGGGAACAAGGUACCUGAAGUACCAGGCUAUGUGAAGUCAUUUGUUGCUGCGAAGAACGACGAGAAUCGCGCUUAUGCGGAGAAGGCUGUGGGUAUUGAGCUCCCCCCAGAGGAACAACACUGAUAGCUGAGGAGCGAUAAUGCUUAAGCGAUGUACUCAUGGAUUGUAUCUAGCAUUUCUGCUUUAUAAAGUUAGCUUAUGCUAUUAUAAAGGACGGUUCUUAGUUGUCCUAUUGUGGGGAGAAAGUAUAAAAUGCCCAGCUUAGACCCUGCGGGGUAUUGUAGCCUUGCUGCCGUG
Messenger RNA from Aspergillus welwitschiae, 1098 nucleotides. Its product is annotated as pyridoxamine 5'-phosphate oxidase family protein. Bases 124 to 924 code for a protein of 266 amino acids. The transcript is spliced from 2 exons. NCBI's taxonomy places the organism in Eukaryota, Fungi, Ascomycota, Eurotiomycetes, Eurotiales, Aspergillaceae. The record is from RefSeq and is a predicted model, not a curated record.